Molecule: messenger RNA, 818 nt
Organism: Patiria miniata (bat star)
Lineage: Eukaryota; Metazoa; Echinodermata; Asteroidea; Valvatida; Asterinidae
Product: calponin-1-like
Exons: 6
Coding region: 141-719 (192 amino acids)
Biological process (GO): actomyosin structure organization
Molecular function (GO): actin binding
Source: RefSeq, a predicted model, not a curated record
AAAAGGGAGGGGCUUAUACGUAAACGGGCCAGGCUGACUUCGCUGGCGCUAGUGCUUUUACAGACAAUAUCCUGUCGACUUGUGAGUAGAACGCAGUCUGUUUUUGAAGUGACUUUUCAGCACCAGAAUCACCAGCAAUCAUGGCUCAAAGACCAAAGGACUACGGAAUGACUGCCGAGCUGGCGGACAAGAAAGCUGGCAAGUACGAUCCAGUUGCAGAGCAGGAGGCCAGAGAGUGGAUUGAGGCAGUCGUUGGGGAACCUAUACAGGACAACUUUCAAGAGGGUCUCAAAGACGGAAUCAUCCUUUGCAAGCUCGCUAACAAGCUGCAACCGGGCUCUGUCCGCAGGAUCAAUGAAAGUAAGAUGGCAUUCAAACAGAUGCAAAAUAUCGGCAAUUUUUUGACGUUUGCUGAGGCGUACGGAUGCAAUAAAGCUGAUAUGUUCCAAACGAUGGACCUGUUUGAAGGUCAGAAUAUGCCACAGGUGGUUAAUGCAAUCCAUGCGCUCGGACGUAAGGCCCGGGAGAAGGGAUUCGAUGGGCCGACACCUGGGGCCACGGAGAGUCGGCACCGGGACUUUACGGAGGAGCAACUCAAGGAGGGCCAAAAUAUUAGCGGGCUUCAGAUUGUUUCGAACAAGGGUGCCAGCGCCGCUGGGCAGACCCCCUAUGGACUGGGACGUCAGGUGGAGAAGACAAAUUUGAAAAUUAAACAAUGAACUGAGCGGACUUGUCUAGACGCAUGAUAACGGGCAUUAAUAUCCGUUGGCUUGUAAUCGCGAAUUUUCCAGGUGUGCCAUUGUGUUGGGUUUUUGCAU